Venustampulla echinocandica is the source of this 2523-nucleotide messenger RNA. RefSeq lists its product as uncharacterized. Lineage: Eukaryota; Fungi; Ascomycota; Leotiomycetes; Helotiales; Pleuroascaceae. The transcript has 4 exons. The record is from RefSeq and is a predicted model, not a curated record. The coding region runs from base 1 to 2523 and encodes 840 amino acids.
AUGGACGACAUGCGCCCUCAGGAUGUCCACUUUGCCUGGGACGACAUCAUGGCGUACAAAGCUUCCACGGCUCCAAAGACGAGUCGGACGCCUCACCACCUGUCCGUCUCUGGAUAUACGCCAUCCCGCCAAGAAAAAGACCCGAGAGAAGAUGGCUACCUAUACGAUAGCGACGUCGAUGCCUCCCAAUGGAGUGAAACGGAAACUAGCUUGAGCACUGGCCCAUUUAGUAUCGAUUCCCGCUCGACACACACCUCCGGCUCCCUCAGCGGCCUCGAAUGUUGUUUUGGCGACGACGAAGAUGAAAUCGAGUUUCCCUCGUAUCAUGAUGCUCCCGCCUGUGCUCGCGGAAGGAUGCCCGAGUUGUGCAACCCGUUCCCUCCGUUGGCCUCGUCACAACCAGGGCUACCGGAAACCAUUCAACAUGCCGACGACGAUUCAGCAGUCCAAACGCAACCCUCCCGACACGUAGAUUAUUUAUCUCAUGACUGGCGUGAGGAAGACGUCGCGGCAACAUGGAGGAUGAAAGAUCGCGAUGUUACUUGGCUGUACGGCCCGCUUCAGUUGGGAGAGGAAUUGGACGGUGAAUCCGCUCCACCUCCUGUCCCAUCAGAGACCCCGUCGCCCCCGGUGAGGCCAAUUCUCAAGAAGCCAACCUUAUCGGAGACGUUGCUCCGAAGAUCACUCUCUGUGUCUUGUCUCGUCAAGGUACCAUCGACAGCUUCUAUCCAAACGCAAAGGUCCGCCGAAUUUAAGAAUGAUUCCUCCACUCACCCGCUCCCAGCGUUCCGCCGGCCCAAACCAAAAGUAACCUUCAGCUUUGAUUCUAUCAGUGAUUGGUCUCGCCGUUCUCCCACUCCCACCAAGAAUGUUCGAUUCCAUGACGAAAUUGAACAGCACAGCGAUUUCGGACCAAUUGACUUUGACGAGGGUGACAUUGAGGUCUCUGCGCUUGUGAAUCACCGCCAUGCGAAUGCGACUGAGCUGCGGCGUGCUCUAAUCGUUGGGGGAAUACCAUUAGCCGUCACGUCCGAACCUAUCGCCCUAGCUGACGAUCUAGAGCGCGGGGAUGAUAAUCUAGAAACCGAUUCCAAUAUAUCAAUGGAAUCUGAUAGUGAAAGUGCCGAGUCAGAGCACUCACAUGAUGAUUCUGAGGACGAUUAUUUUGGGACCGCAGUGAAUUUUAGCAGGGCAGAGAUAUCCCACAUGGGGUCCCUGCUGGGUCCGGUUAGAGAUGAAUUGGUUGAGCUAGUAAUGUCUGAAUUCUGGACGCUUUUUAAUCGGGAAUGGGACUCAAGCUUCACCGAAUGUGCUGGUAACUCUCCAAGAUCACCAAAGGAGAGUCGGUCUGGCCCUCAUACAACACCCUCUACGUCAGGGAUCCAAGCUCAGCGCAAGCGUCAAAGGAUGGAUGAUGGCGACAAUCGUGACGACAAUAGUGGCAGAAAGCCUCGGCAGCCACCUCAACUCCCCGUGCCAGGAUCGGAAGGCAAAGAUAGCCCCAAGUUUGCCUGUCCAUUUCGCAAAUGCGACGCAAAUACGUACAACAUCUAUAGCUAUAGAGUAUGCGCAUUGUCUCACUGGAAGACCAUUGCACGAGUUAAGGAACAUUUAUACCGAUGCCAUCAAGUGGCUCCUCACUGCAAGAGGUGCUGGCAAACUUUCAAGAACCAACAGCAACUGGACACUCAUCUCACCGUCGCCGCUCAGGAGAUAUGUGAAAUCCGGCCCGGAAAUUCCCCCGAAGGUAUUACACCGGAAAUUGAGAGGCGGCUGAGAAGUAGGAAGAAGUCACACCCAAACCAAACAGACGAGGAGAGGUGGAAGGACAUUUACAAGCUGUUGUUUCCUAAUGCAACAGUGCCUUCGCCAUAUUUUGAAAUUGUCCAAGAUGAGCCUCCCUCCUCGCCCGAUUCCCGCGAGCUAGCAAACUAUGAAGGCUAUCUCCGUCGCGAGCUUCCGCGGCUUGUCCGGAGUAAUAUAGAAGAGGUGGUCCGUCGAGAGACACAGCCAUUAGAAGCAGUGCUGGUCGGAAGCCUGGUUGGAAUCAUCCAGGACUGCCAGGAUAGGGUCUUUCGUGCAUACCGAGAGACACAGGGCUUUGAUCCUAGUAUCUCCACUCCGUCAAUCGCGACUCUUACAUCCACGCCACUUCCAGAAGCCAUCUGCACCGAAGAUACCCAGGCUCGCGCGGAAUCCGACUUUCUCGACGCUGCCUUUCAAGCACCUGUCCCUACCCCAGAACAACGCGCUCCAUAUAUCCAACCGUUCGAAUUGUCGGACUACAAGGUAUUUUCCGAUUCUGGAUAUUCUAGUGAGCCUAUUUGCAGUUGUCGAAGUCUUUGCAGUUGCACCCGGUCAACCUUUAAUACACAAUUGCAGGACGAUCCUUUCUCUGUAUCCCAGGAUAACAGUAAUAUCAGCCGGCCGUGGGCCCAACGACCGACAAAUUCGCUCUCUUACCCUUCUUGGCAACAUGUUGAAUUGACGGAAGAUGAAGCGGAUUGGUGGAUGAAUAUAUGA